Chondrus crispus (carragheen) is the source of this 610-nucleotide messenger RNA. RefSeq lists its product as hypothetical. The transcript is spliced from 2 exons. The coding region runs from base 1 to 459 and encodes 152 amino acids. Gene Ontology annotation, cellular component: membrane. The record is from RefSeq and is a predicted model, not a curated record. NCBI's taxonomy places the organism in Eukaryota, Rhodophyta, Florideophyceae, Gigartinales, Gigartinaceae.
AUGAAAUCUACGGCGUUCAUUUCUGCAAUUCCGGGCUCGUGCUUCACGGCACAGAGGGCAGCAUCCACCUGCACGCGCCUUGCCAACACCUCGUUCGCUCCAAGACGCCGUUUUCCAGCGCAGGUAACACGUGCAGAUCGGUGCAAUGUGCAAAUGAUCACUGCCGAGGUGGCUCGCAACGCAAUCGCUGUGUAUGGGGUAGUUAUCGCGGGUGGUGGGAUCGGCGCGUUUCUGAAGAGCGGGUCAAAGCCGAGCAUCAUAUCAGGUGUGGUCGCCGGUAUCGUGUUGGCUGGCGCGUAUGUCAAGGAUAGCGUGCCUCUGGCUUUGGGCACAGCUGUCGCUCUAGCUCUCGUCUUUGCCAUCCGCCUCGUCAAGACGAAAAAGUUCAUACCGGCUGGGAUGCUAUGUAUCGCGUCUAUCGCUGCUGCUGCGUUUUUCGCGGCAGCUAUCUAUGCAUAGAUUGGAGUUGUGUAGACGAGGCUGAGAGGAGCAUGUGGGAUCGUGGGAGACGAGAACGAGAAAGGGUGAGCGAGUCGUGGGAUGAUCCCAGUGGUAUUUGUGGCAAGUGUUUUGUUAAAUUCAACGUAGGCUUCUGCUUCGGAGCCUGAAA